Penicillium coprophilum is the source of this 1410-nucleotide messenger RNA. RefSeq names its product phosphotransferase family protein. The transcript has a single exon. The record is from RefSeq and is a predicted model, not a curated record. NCBI's taxonomy places the organism in Eukaryota, Fungi, Ascomycota, Eurotiomycetes, Eurotiales, Aspergillaceae. Bases 1 to 1410 code for a protein of 469 amino acids.
AUGUCUCAACAGAAGACACCAUUGAAGACUUAUUUUGACGAGAUAGAAGAGACCAAUGGUGACGAUGAAUGCAAGGCUUGGUUAAGCAGAGCUCUUGAUUCAAGAGAUGAAUUAGCCAUGUUUGUUGCUGGGCGCCGGGAAGGAGGGGGAAUUGGGACAUAUGUUGGUUUCCUUGAGGGUUCUUUCAACUUAGCCUUCCGCUUCAGCUUCACCGAUGAAGGGCCGGAUGCUAUCAUUCGGUUCCCAAAGCCAGGACACACGGCUACAGUCUAUAGGGAUGAAAAAGUGAUGAAUGAAGCCUAUGUCAUGGAAUACCUCCGCCAAAACACUGAUAUCCCUGUCCCUCGUGUUCACAGCUGGGGCUUGACUACUGAUAGUCCACAACAUCUUGGCCCAUUCAUCAUCAUGGAUUAUGUGAAUGGGACGCUCUUAUGGACUGUCUUGAAGCAAACAAACCAAGGAGAGGUGGUGCUACACCCGAAGCAACCAGACCAGGAAGAGGUGGUGCUGAAUCCGAACAUUGAUAACGCGACAUUGGACAAGAUCUAUCACCAAAUCGCUCGUUAUAUAUUCCAGCUCUCUCAACUUAGGUUUCCUAAAAUUGGAGCUAUCUCGAAGGACACUUUAGGGGCAUGGGUUAUUACCGGACGUCCGCUGACAUACAACAUGAACGAGUUAGCUACUGUCGCCGGCUACCCUGAUAGUCAAUUUCCAAUCGCACCGUUUGAUAGUGCAAUCGAGUAUCUACGAUCAAUCGCGAAUGAGCACCUGACCCAUCUUUGGACCCAGCGUAAUCUUACCGAUAACCCGGAAAUCGCUCAGCAGCGGUUCAUUGCCCGUCAUAGGUUCGCACAGCUCAUUUCAAAAUACUAUUCUGACGACAGCGGGCCAUUUACACCCUUCUGCGAUGAUAUGCGACCCUCAAACAUGCUUAUAGAUCCGAAAACACUCCAAAUUACUGCCGUGCUUGAUUUCGAGUUUACAAAUGCGAUGCCGGCUGAGUUCACCUAUGACCCACCCUGGUGGCUGUUGCUCUCGGGGCCAGAAAUGUGGCUUGAGCGCUGCUCGAUGGAAGAAUUCGUUACCCUCUAUGAGCCUAGAAUGGAGCAGUUCCUGCGAGCGCUGGAACGAGUGGAAAAUGAAUCUGAAUUCGAGUGCAAGCAACUCGGACCCUCGCUUUCUACACGCAUGCGCGAUUCCUGGAGGACUGGGCGAUUCUGGUUCAAUUAUGCGGCAAGGAAAAGUUUUGAUGUGGACAGUAUCUAUUGGGCUGCAUUACAUGACGGUGCAGGUUUUGAGUCGCUUGAGGACAAGACGCGUGCGGAGAUGGAGUCAUUCACGCGGAUGAAAAUGGAGCAGCUGGAAGCAUAUAAGGAGGAGUGUGCUGCUCGCUUUUCUUCGGAGAUAUAG